AUGUCGGCUAUAGACAUUUUGGCGAUUCAGGCACCUCUGGAUUAUUCUGAUAGUGGCCCUGGCGCAGUCAUUGCCUUCAGUAUCCUUUCGUUUUUUACUACCGCGGUGGUUGUAUUGCGGUUUCUGGCGAAAAGAUUGACGCGCCAGACACUGGGGGCUGAUGACUGGCUAUGCCUAGCUGCGCUCUUGAUACAUCACGCUUUCAUGAUAGCUUCCUGCGUGGGAGUAGUUCAAGGUGGCAUGGGGCGAGACGUGAGGAUAACUGCCGUGGAAAACCCAAACUCAGUUGUCAUCUUUUUCCAGUGCCUUUUCGUUGCAGAGGUUACAUACACAUACAGCUCCCCCUUGGUCAAGCUCUCUGUUCUGGCCUUCUAUUGGCGCAUCUUCCCAACACCGGGGAUGAAGCUCGGGUGCAAAAUCAUCGGUGCUAUGUGUAUAGCGUGGUGUAUCGCUGUCAGUAUUCUGGACUUCGUUCAAUGCCGCCCUCUCAAGGCAUUCUGGUACCUUGAACUCCGGGCACUACCGACAACAAGAUGUGUCGACACCGUUCUUCACUUCCUGGCAAAUUCAAUCGCCAAUACGUUUAUAGCCUUUUUCACGAUAAGUUUGCCUAUUUAUGAGGUCUACAAGCUGCAUACCGCGACAGAGCGCAAGUUCAAGAUCGCUUUUAUUUUCCGAGCCCUCGCUGCCAGCCUGGUUCGCACGGCCACCACUAACGUUAUUUGGAGAAAGGGCCUCGGCAAUUUCACCAAGCAAUUUGUGGUCGCAGGCGUGGCGACCGUUAUCGAGAUCUACGUGGCCAUCAUUGGAGCUUGCACGCCCACACUUAUGCCAUUCUACCGCAAGCUGCGAUACGGCGAAUACACUGCGAGUCAGACCGGCGUCUGUUCAUCUAAACACACCCUGGGCAUCGGUGUGAGCGGUGGGAUUGUGUCCGGAAAAGGGGUGUCCAGAAGCGGACCCCAGCUCAGCGAGAGCACGGGCUCCUUUCUGCGACUGGAAGAGGAGGCGCGCGUGGGCCACAGCACUCACGACGACGACGGCUUUGGCUAUCCACAUAAUGUGAGCUACGAACUAGAUUCUGUGAGGCUUAAUCGAGUAAGUUAG
Messenger RNA from Clonostachys rhizophaga, 1107 nucleotides. The record is from the annotation of a GenBank genome assembly. Lineage: Eukaryota; Fungi; Ascomycota; Sordariomycetes; Hypocreales; Bionectriaceae.